AUGGAUGCCUUUCGCUUCAUCCAGGACGCUGUCCCAUUUGCCCAAGCCGCUCUGAAAACCGUGGAACAAGCAGCCGCCCCGGCACUGGAAAACUUGGGCGCCAGCGCAGCCGGCCUCGCUCAGGGAGCUGCUGAUGCAGUUGCUCAAGCUGCUCCCAUUGCACAUGCCGCUAUCCAGUCCACAGGGGAAGCGAUCGCUCCUGCUCUGAAAGUCGCAGCAGAGCAAGGUGUCCCUUUUGCGCAUGGCGUUGUACAGUCCGCCGGAGAAGCGAUCGCUCCCGCCUUCAAGAUCGCCGCAGAGCAAGGUGUCCCUUUUGCGCACAACGCGGUGCAAUCCGUCGGGGAAGCGAUUGCUCCCGCGCUGCAGAUCGCAGCCGAGGCUGGCGCGAAUGGGUACACCUUCGCGGCCGCAAACCCGGCCGCCGUGGCCUGUGGUGCUGUGGCUCUGGGUGGCUUGGCCAUCGUCGCGGCCCCGGGAAUUCUCACGGGCCCGGCGCUGUCUGCCGCUGGAUUUACUCCCCUUGGUCCUGGGGCUGGUAGGUCGUUCCCACUUGAUCGGGUUAAGAAGGGUGUGACGCUGACAUGUCUGCUCCUCGUUGUAGGGACAAUCGCCGCGAUGGUCCAGACUCCAAAUGUGGUUGCCGGAGGUGUCUUCGCUACGCUGCAAAGCGCUGGCAUGGGAGGUUAUGGGGCAGCGGUGGUUGCUGCCGCUGGUCAGGCCGUUGGAGGUACUGUUGCCGCGGCGGGAGGCGCGGGGGUGGUUCUCUCAAACAUGGCAGCUUAG
Messenger RNA from Chaetomium globosum CBS 148.51, 783 nucleotides. RefSeq lists its product as uncharacterized. The record is from RefSeq and is a predicted model, not a curated record. NCBI's taxonomy places the organism in Eukaryota, Fungi, Ascomycota, Sordariomycetes, Sordariales, Chaetomiaceae. Bases 1 to 783 code for a protein of 260 amino acids. The transcript has a single exon.